AUAAAAUAAGCCACGUCAAGAGAGAACCUUUCUCUAGUUUCAGCUUCCAGGCUUUCUAAAACAGGAUCAUGGCCUAUAAAAUUCUUCAUGUAGCCCUGUGCUCCUCCUUGCUUCUAGAAGUUUUGGGAGCACCAUUUUUGUUGGGAGACCCUGCAAACCAGUUCCUUCAUCUCAAAAGACAUGUAUAUUCACAAGAUCACUGGGAUUCAGAUCACAGUCCCAGUGGGUGGAGAUUCACGCUGGCUGAUCAGGCUCAGGAAAUAUGGACUUCUUUGAAAACAAUUGCACAUUAUUGUUUGGACAUGAAUACCUUCACCUUUGAUAUAUCUAGUACCCAGUAAAAACAUUUCGCUGAACAAAGCCAAACAAAGGACCUGGAAUCAGUGAGCCAAAAUCAUCAGCUUCGGAGAAAAGGGUGCAAAUUGUGCCAUUUACUAGAUACAUAUUAUUUCUAUAUCACAGAGUUGUUGAACAGAGGAGUCACAAAGGUCUGUGUGAAGACCUAGAAUUAGAAGGUCUCAAUAAAUGUUUGUUCUUGAAAUGAAUUCUAAAAGCAAGGAGAAA
Messenger RNA from Perognathus longimembris pacificus (Pacific pocket mouse), 564 nucleotides. It is a transcript of the gene C5H3orf85, whose product is annotated as chromosome 5 C3orf85 homolog. The coding region runs from base 69 to 341 and encodes 90 amino acids. The transcript has 4 exons. The record is from RefSeq and is a predicted model, not a curated record. Lineage: Eukaryota; Metazoa; Chordata; Mammalia; Rodentia; Heteromyidae.